GCACAUCGUUUCUUUGCUCUCUUACUCUCUUGUCAUUUUCUCCACGAAUCCAGAAACUACUCCUAAACAAUAUCAUAUAAAUUUCACUUCAACUUCCUUCUUUUGGUUACCAGGGCUCUCUGUUUAUUCAAUCCCUCGCAGUCCACGUCUAUCCAGCUCUCAGGGAGAGAGAAAAGUCGCUUCACCUUUCCGUGAGACCCAUUUUAUACCUUCAAGUUGGUUUUACUAUCCCCCUUGCUCUCGAUCGUACCUCUGACCCUCCUCUCUCACAAAGCUGUAUCAUCUCCUGCUAUCUGUCUAGUACCUGCCUCCUUUUAAUAUUUCCAUUCCGACUCCUAGAAGGUCUACAGUCGACCCUCAUUCAUCGCUCUCUACCACGCACCCGACAACUCAAAUCAUGUCCACCGCUCCUCCCGCCAACCCUCGUGCUUCCCUCCUCAGCGGUCUCCGCACCGGCGGUGUUCGCUCCACUUCCAUGAAUGUCCCCCACACCGCCUCCGUUACAGGCUCCUUCAACGUGCCUCGUUUCUCCUCGUCCAACUACCAGUACUCCCCCUUCACGGAGGAAGAGGAGAUGGACCAGGUCGGAGAUAUCCUCUCCCAGAACAUGCAGAACAUGUAUAUCAACAGCAACUCGUACAAUUCCAGACCCAUGACUGCCGCCGUCGACGGUCCCAACAACAGGUUCGCUCAGCAACAGCAUCAACAGCAGCAGCAGCAGCAGCAUUACCAGGGCAGCCAGCGCCCUCUCAACCCGAACAGCGUCCCGUUCAACCCCUCGUUCUCUAGCAACACUCGGCCCUCUGCUGCUGACGUUCAGGCCCAAGCCUAUCAGCAGCAGAUGCAGCAGAUGCAGUUGGAGAUCAUGAGGUUGCAGUCUGCUCAGGCCGAAGCCCAGCGUAACCAGGCGGCCAUGAUGGCUGAACAGCUUCUCCGUCAACAGAUGAACAUGGAAAUGAACAACAUCCAGGCCAACCAAAACCGUCGCAGCAGCGCCUCCUUCAACCCCCCUGCCACCGCUGGUCCUCUUAACACCGCAUUUGACCUCCGUAACAUCGCAAACAAUGCUCAAACGCGCCGUGCCAGUCAGGCGGACAUGCUGAAGCUCCAACUUGGCCUUAGCAGUUCUCCACCUCCGCCCGUCUAUGAGGAUCCGGUUCCCAUGACUGCUGCUCUCAAUGGCAAGUUCGGUGGCCGCCAAUCCUCUGCAGGAUUCGAUUUUCCUCGUGAGGAUUUCGAGCCGUUCCCUCAGAGCUCCUCUCCUCCGAGGCAGAUCAAUGCGCUCAGCGGUGGCACCACCGUGGGCAAUGGCAACAGCAACCCUAACAGCAUUGCGCCUUCCAAGUCGGAUGCCGCAGCUUCCUGGCGUCGUGGCCCAUCCCCUCCUGGCCGCUCCAUGUCCAUGAACGGGACACCGAGCUUGAGGAUCACACCCCCUCCCAACGACCCUGUUUCCCCUCCGGGUCUUCCGAGUGCGAGUGGCAGGACCCGGCCUCGCCCGCUCAGUUUUGCUGCUGCGGCUCCUAUCCAGGACAUCCCAGUCAUUGUCACCAUCGAUACGGACGAGGAGACGUCGUCGACCUCGAGCUCGCAGUCGAACCCGACUACUCCCAACUCGAACUCGUCGCUCGAUGCUCCUCCGCUCUCGCCGCGCGAAGAGGUGUCCAAGAAGCUGUACGAAGGCCUCGGCCUCGGCCGCGCUGGUCUGCCUUCGACGCACACCAUCAAUGUGCCUUCGAUGGUCAGCGCCACCGUUAACCAGAGGCUGGCGCUGAGCGGCCAGCCCGUCAGGCAGCCCCGCGGCCCACCCUCGGGUACGGACGAACUCGGCCCGAAGAACUUUGCAACGCGCAUUCGCAGGAAGGCGAUCGGUGGUCUGGGCGUGCUCAUGGGCGCUCGCGAGCGCCGCGGGUCCCUGGUGGAAGCCCAGUAGAUGCACGUCCGCCCGCUUCGCCCCAAUCGUCUGUUAAGAUAUGAUCCUGCGUUUGCUUUCUUGUUCUUUUCCCCUGUUUCUGUCUGUCUUGACUUGGCCGUUCGCAACGUCGGAAAACGGACACCUCAGUGCUAGCAUUUCCAUCAGUUUCUUCGACCUGCUUCGUCGGAAUCUGCGUAUCGUACCAUGCAUGCCCUCUUCACACACCUUCCUUUGUGUCCCAUCCUGUUCUUGGUCUUGUGUUGACUUGUCUGCGUAUAUCUGCUGCUCGUGUUUUGUCGGAACGUUUUUGCUUGAGGAACGUAGCACAAACACAUCAUCCCAUCGUCACGUAUAAAUAUGUAUAUCUCGCCUGCUUUGGUAAAAAUCCUUACCUGCUACUCAACUUGUCUCUUUCUCCUCCGUCUUCCCCCCCUUACCUCAUCACACAUUUGCGCGACGUACGGCUACCUUUCCCUUUUCCUUCUUCGCCUAGUGUGUUUUGGGGCUGUGAAGCUGGACGGAUGGUGUAGCAGCGGCAGUCGUAGUUAGUAGUAGUGUAGACGGACAUCAGGCGAGCGAGAGGAAGCAGUGCUUCCUAAUUGCUCUGGUUGGGCUUGUCCCACUGGCUUGUAACUACUGUAUCGAAGUUCUUAUGCUCCUGAAAAAUGAAAGAAGCUUUGAAAACG
Molecule: messenger RNA, 2601 nt
Organism: Coniophora puteana RWD-64-598 SS2
Lineage: Eukaryota; Fungi; Basidiomycota; Agaricomycetes; Boletales; Coniophoraceae
Exons: 2
Coding region: 398-1933 (511 amino acids)
Source: RefSeq, a predicted model, not a curated record